Molecule: messenger RNA, 1020 nt
Organism: Colletotrichum aenigma
Lineage: Eukaryota; Fungi; Ascomycota; Sordariomycetes; Glomerellales; Glomerellaceae
Exons: 6
Coding region: 1-1020 (339 amino acids)
Source: RefSeq, a predicted model, not a curated record
AUGGCUGCAAAACCGUUCGACGAGAUGGAGGUGAACUGGAUCACCCAGCCGGACCCAAUUGGUGUGGCCACGCUGGGUGUGACCAUUUGCCUCGGCGCCAUUUCCCUGAUCGUUGUCAUCCUUCGUGUCUGGGCUCGUCAGAACACGGGCGCUCUUGGACUUGACGACUAUCUCAUGAUAGUCGGGUUGGGGAUUUUCCUGGCAUGCUGCACCUUUACUUCCAUCGCUGUUUAUGCGGGCAUGGGGACGAAAGAUGCGCGUCUAGAGGAAUGGAACUCUGUGGCAGGCAUCAAGUGGCUAGUCUUCUUCCAAAUCACCUACGCCUGGAGAAGAGGUACCGCGUCAAUCCUCAGCACCACGAUUGGUUUCAUCGCAGUGGUAGCAGUCUGCCGGCCGGUCAGCUACACUUGGGACAAGUCUCUUGACGGGUCCUGCGCACCGACCAAUAUCAUCACCAGCAUCAGCUAUCUUAUUACGGUGAUGGCGAUUAUCACUGACUGGACCUGCGCUACCGUCCCGACUGUGGUUGUGUGUGGGCUCCAGAUGAAAUCGAGAGUCAAGGCUUCGGUAUGCGCCGUGCUCGCUUUGGGUGCCAUUGCGAGCGCCGCCACCAUCAUCCGACUACCGUACCUCCAGUACUACAACGUUGUUGACGAUUACUUGCACAACAUUGCCAAUAUCGUCCUCUGGUCAAUCUUUGAAUGCGGCAUCGGCAUCAUCGCAGGCUCGUUGCCAUCCCUCCGACGACUCCUGAAGUUCUGGCUCGACAAGUCUUCAAAGGGCUCAUACAACAACACCGGGUCGAACCCCCUGCAUGGAGAUUCUGGAUACCAAGGGAGCAAUGGCGUCAAGUUGAACAACCUUAGCGGAAGAGCGAUGACAGUGACCAAUUGCCAGACUGGCAAUCGAGACAACUGGGUACAACUAGACGAUGACGACAAUAGCCAGAAGCACAUCAUCAUGAAGACACAGGAGGUUUCGGUUCGGAUUGAGAUGGACAACCACAAAAGACACAGAUGA